Staurois parvus is the source of this 480-nucleotide messenger RNA. The record is from the annotation of a GenBank genome assembly. NCBI's taxonomy places the organism in Eukaryota, Metazoa, Chordata, Amphibia, Anura, Ranidae.
CCAGGUGAAGCAGCAGGCACCGGGCCCCCAGGCGGGGCGACAGGCAUUGGGCCCCCAGGCGGGGCGACAGGCAUCGGGCCCCCAAGCGGAGCGGCGGGCGCCGGGCCCCCAGGAGGGGCGACAGGCAUCGGGCCCCCAGGCGGGGUGACAGGCAUCGGCCCCCCGGCGGGGCGACAGGCAUCGGGCCCCCAAGCGGAGCGGCGGGCGCCGGGCCCCCAGGAGGGGCGACAGGCAUCGGGCCCCCAGGCGGGGCGACAGGCAUCGGGCCCCCAGGCGGGGCGACAGGCAUCGGGCCCCCAGGCGGGGCGGCGGGCGCCGGACCCCCAGGCGGAGCGACAGGUCUCGGGCCCCCAGGCGGAGCGGCGGGCGCUGGACCCCCAGGCGGAGCGACAGGUCUCAGGCCCCCAGACGGAGCGGCGGGCGCCGGAUCCCCAGGCGGAGCGACAGGUCUCGGGCCCCCAGGCGGAGCGGCGGGCACCG